Molecule: messenger RNA, 330 nt
Organism: Vanderwaltozyma polyspora DSM 70294
Lineage: Eukaryota; Fungi; Ascomycota; Saccharomycetes; Saccharomycetales; Saccharomycetaceae
Gene: ATP16
Product: F1F0 ATP synthase subunit delta
Exons: 1
Biological process (GO): proton motive force-driven ATP synthesis
Molecular function (GO): proton-transporting ATP synthase activity, rotational mechanism
Source: RefSeq, a predicted model, not a curated record
CCUGUAAAAUCAGGUCACAUCGGUGUGUUGGCUAACCAUGUGCCAAUCGUAGAACAAUUGACCCCAGGUGUCAUCGAAAUCUUCGAAGAAUCAGUCUCUUCAGCUCCAAAGAAAUUCUUCGUUUCUGGUGGGUUUGCUUCUGUUCAACCUGAUUCAACUUUAUCAAUCACCUCCGCUGAAGCUUUCCCAUUGGACUCCUUCUCUUCAGAAAAUAUCAGAAACUUAUUAGCUGAAGCAAACAAGAACAAGUCUUCUACCGAUACUAAGGUCGCUGCUGAAGCUGACAUCCAAAUCGAAGUCUUGGAAGCUUUACAAGCCGCUUUGAAAUAA